GGUGAAAGAGAACAGAUAGAUGUUCUGUUCUCAUAAUUGGAUCUUUAACUUAGGAAUAAUUUCUAGAAUUGAUGUAUGUAGUUUUGUAAAAGCACAAAUAAUUCUGGAAUUUCUCUGAAAAUUCCUUAGAGAGAUUCCUGACUGAUAUUGUCUUAGUUCCUUCAGAUGGCCUAAGGUUAGGAUAUGAUCUAGCCUUGAUUUGUAUUACUGUAGAGCUAAUGAAUUCACCAUUCCUAUUCAGGUAUUAUGUCUAAAUUAUGAUAAAUUAUUGCCAAAAUAUGUAAGAAUAAUUGCUAUAAUGUAGACUCAUAGGCUUUAAGGAAUCCUUACAGAGGGCAAAAGGUCAGAAAAGCUUGUUUGAGGGUAUGGACAUUUGUUUCUGGACUGCUGAUAAGCAGAAUUUCUCUGAGCUGUAAUGGGUGAGAUUUUCCUUUAAGGAAAAAAGAAGGCUUCUGGGAUUCAGUGGCAAGUGCUCUAAGGAGAAAGUCCUAGGAUGGUUAUUGAGAAGGCAGCCCAAGGCUCACAUUGGACUGAAUUUUCCUGACCAUCUACGCUGCUAAUCCUUGAGUGAAACAAAAAUGGCAGUGACAGCCUUGCUUUAUACUUGAAGACAUUCACUGUGUCCUUUGUGACUUGAGGAAAUAUUUUCCCUUUGGGGCCUUCUUCCUUCAUGACAAAUUCCCAUAAUCAGCACAUAAUCCAAAUUGUAAAAUUAAAGUUUCCAUUUCCCCAAACAACUUAUUAGGUUAAUAAUUGAACAUUCUCAAACUGUUAGGGAACAUACUUUGAAAAGUAGGUUAAGUUUAUUAAUUGAUGGCUUGUAUUUGCAGCCUUAAUUGAAGUUUGGAUCUUGAACUUGGAAUAGCUCAAAGCUCUCCUGAAUUUUCCCCAGAAUCUGGGAUAAAGAAAUUCAUCUGUAAAAUAUUGUUACUCAAGUGUAUAUAGAUGUUAUAGUUAAUGUGUACUUUGCAAAAGGAUAUUCUUUAACAGAAACAUCACUAGUAAACAACUCAGGAAUCUGAAUUCCUAAAGGGAUCUAUUCCUGGGGACUUCCAGGUAAGCAUGGCUACAGAGUAGACGUGGCUGGCUUCCUCUAUUCAGACCCAAUGACAUAGACGACCUCAAAAGACCCCCCCCCAAAACAAAAACAACCAUCCUCAUAAGAAUGGAGAGACCCCACACUAAGGCACAGUACUGAAGGUAGGUGGGACUCCGGCAUUUCCACAAUAUAAGGGAACAAAAAACUGACCCACCCACCCCCCACCCACCAUGCCGAUGGAGCCAGAGUUUAAGUCAGCACUGGCAAGAAUCAACAAGUGAGGGAUGGGCACUCCAGGACUGAACAAUGGGCAGCCCCAGGUCUGGGGACCUGAGUAAGACCACCAAGGACCCCCUCCUGUGAGUAGUAAAAACCCAAAACCCCGGCAGGUGGGCAAAGGGAACUCAGAUCGUGGGAGCUCUGAGAACUAGGGUGCUAUAAUCAAUGAGUGUGCAAAGGGAUCCCCUGAAGUGAGCAAGGGGAACCCACAGGUCUUGGUAGUUAAUUAAAAACACCAAAGACCCACACCUGAGAGCAGUAACACCCAAAAUGCCAGCAGGCAGAGGAGGGCAGACCCUGGGCUUCCCUGGGAAGACAGAGAAUUGAGAAUUUGCCUGAAGCUAAAGCCUUGAAUAGUAAACCCUUGCACUGAGAGCCAGCCCUUCUCAUUCAGAUUUAUGACUUGAAAGGGGAGAAAAAAAAAACAUAGAGAUGGCACACAGUGCACAGGAGCAACAGCAUCCAAACACCAAGAAAAGCAAGAAGAAGGGGGUGACUUUGGACACAUUUAUGGAGAGAUUUAUUCCUGUCAGAAGAUGAUUUCUGACAAAGUCUGUUGGCUGAGAUAUCCAAAUGCAAAUGUGCAAUACCAAUUGUCAUUGUACUAAUUUUCUCUGUUUCUAUCUGGUGUUCUAGUGUUUGCCCUAGUUCUGGUUUCUACACUUCUAUCUUAGGGACUGACUCUCCCCUUGUGACCUGUCUUCCAAUCAGGGGAAGCAGUUGCUGGACAUCCUUCACAUCUCCAAGUGGAUUCCCAGCUACCUAGGACCCAGGCAUUCAUUGAGGACAUGUCCCCAAGACCCUGUGCCCACAGCCUUUCCCUCCCUGUUAUCUUAACCCCUUUUACUUUAGCUCUUAACUACCUGAGCAUAACUAUUUCUUUCCUUAAAUUUUGGGUCUUCUCCUAUGUUUUAAAUCAUGCAUGCCCAGACAGCUGGACAUAUAAUUCUCUGAUUCAUCCCUCUAGUUGCUUCUGGGGUAAAAGCACUCAUGGGAGCCACCCAGAUGCCAGAUGCCACCAUAACCUUGGCACCCAUCCCAGCCUGAUGCUCUGGACAUGGCCUACAGUCAAUACCUCUCUCUCCUAGUGUUAGGCAGGGACAACUCUAUGCCCAUUCUUAGCUCGGAAGAAGUUACAGAAUACUGAGACCAUCGCCCAUUUUCCUUUACAUAUUAGUAGAGGGGGGAGAUUGGGCAUUGUACCCCGAGAAACCCAGGCAAACUAUUAUCAGGGAAACUCCCUUGCUCCCUUGCUCCCUUGUAUCCUCAUGACUCUGAACCUAGAAACACCCACUGACCCCCCUAGGGUCAGGAGAUGUUUAUCCUCUUUGAUCAUCCUCUAGAUUUAAGAUGGACAAAGAGAUGAAUCUUUAUGCCUCCUCCAGGCAGACCCCAGUCAGAUGACCACCUCACCCCACACCAUGACAUAGCAUCUGUUGUAAAGAGUAUAAAAUCCCCAGAACUGAUGUCAUCUGGAGGACAGCCUUUCCAUUCAUGCUGUCCUCAAGGGGAACACCUUUUCCAUUCAUGCCAGGAACUGCUCCCCAUCUUGCGGUACCACCUUGCUAUCCUCCUUGACAUUCUCAACAUUACAUUCUAAAUUAAUAAAUUUCUCUUUAUGAUUUUAAGCUAAGUUUUGGAGUCUUGCAUUCUUGCCAAAGGUAUCCUUCCUGAACCCCAGGGGUACAUAUCUGAACUCCAUAAUAGCCAGGCAAUACUGAAAACUAUAGAAGAGAUGACCCUGGGCUCUCAGUCAGCACCUCCCAAAGCUAACCACCCAUCAGUCCUUUAUUCUGGGGUUUUGGUUUAACUCUUUGACUCCCAGAAAUCAGGAAUCAUUUUGUGUCUGGUUAGGGGUUGAGCACUGUUUAACAAGGCAAGGCUGGGGGCUGGAUCUGGUUGGGAGAGUUUAGUGAGACCAGCAAUGGCCAGUUACGGGGGAGAGGAGGGAAGCCAAGAAGCUGCUCCUAAAGCUGACCAGGGGAUCUGUCCCUGGAAAUGCGGCCUGAAUCAUCAUGUAAAAGCAAGAAUUGUUCCAUCCUUCUGACCUCAGAUGACUCAUCAACCAUCUACCCCCUCCACCUUGCUCCGUCCCACACAUACCCUCCCCACUGCAUGGCGCCAUCAGACAAGCAGGACCUACCGAGAGGAAGGAGAAGUGAAGAUUCUCAAAGAGGCUCUGGGUGAGGAAACAGUACAGAACUGGCCCUGGUCACAUCGUGGGCCACAGACCAGCCCCAGGCCAGCCUCGGUCCCUUCUCCCACCAGCCUCUGGGAGCACCAUGACGCCUGCCUUCUCAGUCCUUCUAUGCCUUGGGACCUACUGGUGCUUCUACAGCCAUUCAUCCUACGGGUGGUCAAAGUGCAGUGAUCCCCUGAAGCUGGUGGUAACAGGCCUCUCUGCCCCGCCCUCCCUGGCAGUCCUGCCCAGCUCUGAGGUGGCCUCAGGACAGAGCAUGACCCUGCAGUGUCGGUCAGAGCUAUAUUAUGACUGGUUCACCCUGUGCAAGGAUGGAAAAGAGAUCAGCCGCCGCAGGACACAGAGUCAUGGAAGGGGGCGUCAGGCUGACUUCCUUGCUGUGAAUCUAACCCACGAUGGCACUUACCAAUGCUAUGGCUUUCAUAGUUCUUCCCCCUAUCAGUGGUCCUCCCCCAGCGCCCCUCUGGUGUUCCUUGUCUCAGGGACCUUCUCUACAAGCCCUGAAUCUGAGAACAAGCCCUCAGAUGCUGCUGCCCUGGAUUACACUGUGAGCAAUCUGGUCCGCCUCAUCUUGGCUGGGCUGAUCCUCGUCCUCCUGGAAGUACUGCUGGCUGAACACUGGAAAAGCUCCAUGGAGCCACCUGUCCAGGGAGUCUUUGCUGAGCACUCUGGCCAAAGCAGCCCCCAAGACAGAAGUGAAGAAGGGAAUGAAUGA
Molecule: messenger RNA, 4233 nt
Organism: Monodelphis domestica (gray short-tailed opossum)
Lineage: Eukaryota; Metazoa; Chordata; Mammalia; Didelphimorphia; Didelphidae
Source: RefSeq, a predicted model, not a curated record